AACGCCGUAAAUGACUCAAUUUGGAUUUGGCAUGGAAUAAUAUUACAUUGUUGAGCAGACAUUAGUAUCUCAUACUACGGUACAUCAGCAGUCAUGUCAAGUAAACUUGCAGCGAUAUGGAUGGUUUUAUUCAAUAUAUUAAAUGAAAUUUAUACAGGUCACUCUCUAAAAGUUAUUAGUACAACAUGUGGUGAGAAAUACACUUUGGAUGGCCUAAGAACCAUGAAGGUGGUUAAUUAUGGUAAAGAUGAAUUAAGCGACAACCCUUGUUACGUUGGGUUCACUAAAAGCUCAAACAAUCAAUACUUUUGUAUAUACAUGUAUGUGGAUGACAUUCGGCUGGAUUGUGAUACAUCGGUGGAGUACUACAAAGGUUCUGUAAAUAAAAUUGACCCAGAGGUGAACAUGUCAUGCAAGAAUGUAUCAAAAGACGUAUGGUGUACUGGUCAGUAUGUUAACACUAUUUUUGUUGGGAUCAGAAAAUCUUCCCUUCACACAUCCGAUAUCAUCAAACUACGCGUAGAACUGAAAGAUGUUCCAGCAGAAGGAAAGGAUAAAGACAUACGCGACACUCUCCGCAUAGUAACCACUUUAAGUAUAAUUUUUACUGUGUUAUUCGUCUUUAUUUGUUGCUGUGUGUUCGUCAUCUGCCGUUUAAAGAGACGAAAAAUGGUAUCACGAGGAGCUGUUAUUAUGCAAGCAGAUCAAAAUCAAGCGAAUAAUCCAACACAACCACUCACUCAUCAGUCCAUGGAGCAUAUGCAUUAUAACCUAGAGCUUAUACAAAGUUCAUAUCCAGCACAACAAGGACUAGAACCUGAUAACCCGACCGUGUUGUCCCAGCAGAUAGACCCAGGACAGAAUGAUAAUAACGCACCCAUUUUGGACCCCAGUGCGCCACCAUCGUAUGAAAGCCUUAUGAGCGAAAAACAUUGACGAUUGAUCUUUUUGGUCCUUCUCAAGAACCUGUUACAGCUGUAGCAACUGUAUUGUACAAAAUAUGCUACAAAUUAUCUUUAUCAAACUAUUUAACUUUAGAAAUGUAUUUAAAAUGAUGCUAUGUUGUAUUGGCUAUGAUUGUACAAUGUUUAAUUAUCAAAUGAAAUUGAUUUUUUUUUAUUAUUGCGUAUAUUAAAAGGAGUUGCAUUGAGCUAGAUCUAACAAAGGAUAGAAAACAUAAAACAGUUUGUAUCAAAUGGCAAAUCAUGUAUUUUUCAAUCUCCUUCCACGUCAAUAUGUGUGAUAAAAAGACAUUUAUAACUUUGCUUUGCUCAUUUUUUUGGCAAUAUGACCAUUUCCAGGAGCUCUAGUGAACCAAGAAUCAUACAGCAAUGCUCAUUGGCCCAUGACUUUAAGCUUGUUUAAAACUAGCCCAUCACAUUAAUCGUUAAAUCACGAUAUUUUAGGUUUGAAUGGGUCAACGGUUCGUACACUUUAAAACCUAUCAUCUUUUUUUAUUUAAUGCACCUCUGUGGAAUCUCUUUAAAGCCUGUAGUAUUUGAAAUGAUGUCAGCAUUGUUUAGUUAUAUAUAUAUAUACAUUUUAAAUAAGAAGUAUCUUUUAAAUGUCGAAAAUAACUGCAGCAAAAUCAAUAUGUCAAAAGGCUGUCUAGACCUACAGCCGCCACAAAGUCAGGAUCAUGAUGGUGCAGACAUACAUGCAGAAAGUUAACAUUAUUAUCUGUGUUAUCGUAUAUUCAUGUGUUGUAAUUUAUUUAUACAUGUAUAUAGUUUUUUAACUAUUUAUCUAUGCACUCGAUUAACUUUUGAUUAAAUACUUCAUUAUGCUUUUUGUAAAAAUAAAAUGAAUAAAAAAAUAAUAGAAAUAAAAAAGCGUGUUCUUAAU
Messenger RNA from Ruditapes philippinarum (Manila clam), 1845 nucleotides. RefSeq lists its product as uncharacterized. NCBI's taxonomy places the organism in Eukaryota, Metazoa, Mollusca, Bivalvia, Venerida, Veneridae. The transcript is spliced from 7 exons. Bases 94 to 936 code for a protein of 280 amino acids. The record is from RefSeq and is a predicted model, not a curated record.